This is a messenger RNA of Homarus americanus (American lobster), 857 nucleotides long. RefSeq lists its product as uncharacterized. The transcript is spliced from 8 exons. NCBI's taxonomy places the organism in Eukaryota, Metazoa, Arthropoda, Malacostraca, Decapoda, Nephropidae. Bases 186 to 857 code for a protein of 223 amino acids. The record is from RefSeq and is a predicted model, not a curated record.
AGUUGCCCGGAGACUGUCUCUGGAGAGUGUGUGAACGCUCCACAUCCAGCCGCCGCUAAGGCUAUUUUUCUGACUCUUACCUACUGUAAAUAUGUCGGGGGGGAGACUUCACGACGCCCCCAGCUAAGCAGUCCCGCAUACGAGAGCCCAGCCAACACCCACUGGGCCUACGUCAGGUGUACAGGAUGGCUGGUGUGGUGUCUGGGCGGGUGGCGCUGCAGCUUAUGGUGGCUGUUGUUAUUGCUGUUGUCGUCACCACCUUUGCGCUCUUCACCUUCGACAUCUCGCCAAGUUUCACAGGGAUUCAGAACAAAAUUGAACUUUUGGAGGACACGGUGAGGCGGAGUGUAUUGAAUGCGCCCUUGGCAGCCUCGGCUAAGUACCCAGGUCCUGAGGAUGUGGUGGUUCCCCUCGAUCGCAUCAUGAAGGCUCCUGUCUCCCUCGACCAGAACGAUCCCCGCCUUAUCCAGAGGAUCCGGGCCAAGCAUUUAUUUCCGCCCUCUGACCAGCCUUACAGCCUGGCCAGCACCAACGAUGACCCUUCCAUGGGCCAGUCCAAAGAGAUUCGUAAUAUUUUCGGAGAACAGAAGGGCGGGUUCUUUGUGGAGUGCGGUGCCCUCGAUGGUGAGACUCGCUCCAACACCCUCGUCUUUGAGAAGCGGUUUGGCUGGCAUGGGGUACUCAUUGAAGGGGAUCCCAAGAACUUUGACUUGGUGCUAAAGAAAAACCGGAAGGCCUGGGCUGUCAACGGGUGUCUAAGCACACAUCCAUAUCCUAACACUAUCGUCAUGUUGGCUGGUCUGUACUCCUUCCCAGAUCGUCAUGUUGGUCUGUGUCUCGUCAUGUUACCUUCCUAG